Molecule: messenger RNA, 2105 nt
Organism: Phlebotomus argentipes
Lineage: Eukaryota; Metazoa; Arthropoda; Insecta; Diptera; Psychodidae
Gene: Etf-QO
Product: electron transfer flavoprotein-ubiquinone oxidoreductase, mitochondrial
Exons: 2
Coding region: 80-1915 (611 amino acids)
Biological process (GO): electron transport chain
Cellular component (GO): mitochondrial inner membrane
Molecular function (GO): electron-transferring-flavoprotein dehydrogenase activity; iron-sulfur cluster binding
Source: RefSeq, a predicted model, not a curated record
UGACUGCGCGGAAAGUUGUGGAACGUGUGGAAUCAGCUGGGAUAUUGUGAUGUAAUUGCAUUGAACGAGAUAUCACACAAUGAGCGUAGUUUUUCGGGCAAUAAAAGUGCAUCAGAGCGCCUUCCGGCUGGGCGCUCUGCCACGGCGGCACUUCUCCGGUGCCGCGGGUAAGUUUCCUCGCAUCACUACACACUACACGAUGAAUCCGCGCGACAAGGAUCCUCGCUGGAAGGACAUGGACAUGGAGCGGUCAGUGGACGAGGUGGAUGUGAUGAUUGUGGGCGGAGGACCAUCGGGAAUGUCGGCUGCCAUCCGGGCGAUGCAGUUGGCGGCUGAGAAGGGGAAGGAGAUCCGGGUGUGCGUGGUUGAGAAGGCAGCUGAGGUGGGUGGUCACAUCCUGUCGGGAGCUGUGAUCGAUCCGGUGUCUCUCAAUGAAUUGCUGCCCAACUGGAAGGAGUUGGGAGCACCGCUGAACACACCCGUGACGAAGGAUAAGUUUGCCUUUCUCACGAAAAACGCCCUCCUGCCUAUUCCCAUCUUCAAAGGCUGGCCGCAGGACAAUCACGGUAAUUAUAUCGUGCGUCUUGGUCACGUGGUGCAGUGGCUGGGCGAGCAGGCUGAAGCCCUCGGGGUGGAGAUCUAUCCGGGCUGUGCUGCGUCUGAAGUGCUCUUCCACGAGGAUGGCAGCGUCAAGGGAAUCGCCACGAACGACGUGGGAAUCGCCAAGGAUGGCUCUCCGAAGGACACCUUCGCUCGUGGAAUGGAACUGCACGCCAAGUGUGUCAUCUUCGCUGAAGGAUGUCGAGGACACCUGACCAAGCAGCUCAUGACACGUUUCGGCCUCAAUGCACAAUCAGAGCCACAAUCCUACGGCAUUGGAUUGAAAGAAGUGUGGGAAAUUGAGCCUGAGAAACACCAUCCGGGACUUGUGCAGCACACAGUUGGCUAUCCUCUGUCCAGUGACACGUACGGCGGCAGCUUUCUGUACCAUCUCAACGAGCCAACGCCAACAAUAGCCGUGGGAUUUGUCGUUGGUCUGGACUAUGGAAAUCCCUACCUAAGUCCCUUCCAGGAGUUCCAGAAAUUCAAGACUCACCCCAAGAUCCGUUCUGUGUUCGAGGGCGGCACCAGGAUCGCCUAUGGUGCGCGAGCGCUCAACGAGGGUGGCUUCCAGAGCAUCCCCAGACUCACUUUCCCCGGCGGAUGCAUCGUUGGCUGCGGAGCGGGCUUCAUGAAUGUGCCCAAGAUCAAGGGCACACACUAUGCCAUGAAGAGUGGCAUGUUGGCGGCUGAGAGUGUGUGCGAGGAGCUCUUCUCGGACACGCCGAGCAGUCAAACAGUGGGAAUUGAGCCCAAGAGUUACGCAGAGCGCGUGAAGAGCAGCUUCAUCUGGAAUGAUCUGCACAAGGUGCGCAAUCUCAGGCCGAGCUUCCAUGGCUCACUUGGCCUGUACAAGGGACUCGCUCUAUCGGGCAUUUCAAUCAUUCUGGGCGGUCGCGAGCCCUGGACAAUGUCUCACGGUGGGGCUGACAAUACGAAGAUCCAGCCAGCGGCCAAGUGCACGCCGCCAGAGUACCCGAAACCCGAUGGAAAGGUCACUUUCGACCUGCUCUCGUCUGUGGCUCUGACCGGGACGAAUCACGAAGGCGAUCAACCGCCUCAUCUAACACUGAAGGACGACAGCGUGCCCGUGGCCAACAAUCUGGCCGCGUUUGCCGGUCCCGAGGCGCGCUUCUGUCCGGCCGGAGUGUACGAAUUCGUGCCCAACGAAGAGGCCGGCGGGGACGCCAUGAGGCUGCAGAUCAACGCGCAGAAUUGCAUCCACUGCAAGACGUGUGACAUCAAGGAUCCCACGCAGAACAUCAACUGGGUGGUGCCCGAGGGCGGCGGCGGACCCUCGUACAAUGGCAUGUAAUCUGGAGGACGUCCUGAUAUCAAUUGAUGACAAAAUCGCAUUUAUUAUCACUAUUUUUGCACGCCCGGAGAGUCUGUAAAUAUAUUUGAAAGUACCUUCCAGUUGGUGACUGAUUGUAGUGAGAAAAAUUUAUCCAAUUGUAUACUUUUCUAAUUGCGGGGUGAAUAAAGUCGAAUUUUUAUCUUUCGAA